CAAUUAUCCAAUCUGUUGGAUUAAUAGUUGAAAGCCAACCGCAUCUAUUUAUAGCCCAUACAACUUCCGCAUCUGAAUCAAACCAAACGCACCAAACCAUUUAGGCCCCUUAAACUAGAGGUCCCUCACACUUUCCCCACACCCCUUAUUGUGUUCUUUUUCUUUCCCACAAAGAGGUCUUAGACCCUUUUGUUUAGUGCAAUGGCCAUGGCUAAGCUUGUCUUUGUUCUGCUUCUGGCACUCCUUGGCAUUUCCAUGAUCACAACUCAGGUUAUGGCAAAGGAUGCUGCUCAGUAUCACUUGGACAGUGGGAAUUAUGGACCUGGGAGUCUAAAGAGCUCUCAGUGCCCAACUCAAUGUUCGAGAAGAUGUAGCCAGACACAAUACCACAAGCCAUGCAUGUUCUUCUGUCAAAAAUGCUGUGCCAAGUGCCUGUGUGUUCCUCCUGGCUACUAUGGAAACAAAGCUGUGUGCCCCUGCUACAACAACUGGAAGACCAAGCGUGGAGGACCCAAAUGCCCUUGAAAUUAAACUUGGUUUCCUCUCAAAUUUAAAAUUCCUCAAAGAAGUGGAACUAUGGUCACUACUAUUUUUUGGGUAGCUCGUAUAUGAUUGGGUAAUCACUAAGACUAUAACCAUCUUGUUUUCUUCAAUGAAAUUAAUUAAAUCAUUAAUUUCAUUAAAGAGAACCAUAUAUGUUACUCCCUCUGCUAAACAAGUAUGAGAGGGAUCUGCAUCUAAUUAGUCGAUUGUCAUUGUCCUUUCUUGAGUAUUAUAUAUAAUGAACUUAUUUUAUAAUUUUAGUUUGUUAUAAUGCAUUAAGAUAUGUCUUGUAGU
Messenger RNA from Abrus precatorius (Indian licorice), 837 nucleotides. Its product is annotated as gibberellin-regulated protein 6-like. The record is from RefSeq and is a predicted model, not a curated record. The coding region runs from base 202 to 525 and encodes 107 amino acids. NCBI's taxonomy places the organism in Eukaryota, Viridiplantae, Streptophyta, Magnoliopsida, Fabales, Fabaceae. The transcript has 4 exons.